Molecule: messenger RNA, 682 nt
Organism: Poeciliopsis prolifica (blackstripe livebearer)
Lineage: Eukaryota; Metazoa; Chordata; Actinopteri; Cyprinodontiformes; Poeciliidae
Gene: hesx1
Product: HESX homeobox 1
Exons: 5
Coding region: 136-618 (160 amino acids)
Biological process (GO): regulation of transcription by RNA polymerase II; forebrain development; pituitary gland development
Cellular component (GO): nucleus
Molecular function (GO): RNA polymerase II cis-regulatory region sequence-specific DNA binding; DNA-binding transcription repressor activity, RNA polymerase II-specific
Source: RefSeq, a predicted model, not a curated record
AGCCACAGAACAGAGAAUCACCGAACUCCCAGCGAGGAACCACAUCCGGCACCGACUCAUCAAAGAAUCGCACCACAGUCAGGCAUAACAGGCGCUGUGACUCCCUUGAAAGAAGAACGCCGCUCAGCAUUUUGUAUGGAUCGGAUUCUGGACUUGGAUCAGGAAAACCCUGGGAAGAGUCUGAAACUCCACCGACCCUGGACAGAAUUUGAAGCAGAGAGAGGGAGCAGAGAGAAAAGUUUCUGCUGUAAGCAAAACAUUCGUGGAACUCCGCUACAGAACCGAACCGGACCCAAACUGAGCUGGUAUACUGGACGACGGCCGCGCACGGCCUUCAGCAGCAGCCAGGUGAAGGCUCUGGAGACGGUGUUCCGAGUCGAUUGCUAUCCAGGGAUCCAGCUGAGGGAGCAGCUGGCGGGGAGGCUGGAUCUGGAUGAGGACCGAAUCCAGAUAUGGUUCCAGAACAGACGAGCAAAACUGAGGCGUUCACUCAGAGAAAACCGACUGCAGCUGGUUCAGACGGCCAUGAAGGAGCUGAAAAUGAGGCCGGAGACUGGAGAGCACCAAGAGGAGCCGCCGCGUCGCCUUCCUCCUCACUUUGAUGCAGAGGAUGAGUGAUCAAGUUCUCACUGUCUGCAGAAGGCGCUCGCAUGGCUGCUUCAUUCUUCCGUCAACACAAUUU